Messenger RNA from Cryphonectria parasitica EP155, 2273 nucleotides. RefSeq lists its product as uncharacterized. Gene Ontology annotation, biological process: rRNA processing. NCBI's taxonomy places the organism in Eukaryota, Fungi, Ascomycota, Sordariomycetes, Diaporthales, Cryphonectriaceae. Gene Ontology annotation, cellular component: cytoplasm; nucleus; ribonucleoprotein complex. The record is from RefSeq and is a predicted model, not a curated record. The coding region runs from base 181 to 1638 and encodes 485 amino acids. The transcript has 6 exons. Gene Ontology annotation, molecular function: RNA helicase activity; RNA binding; ATP binding.
UCUUACGGCGGUGGUGGAUACGGCUCCCGCGGCGGCGGCGGAUACUCAAAUGGCUAUGAUCGUGGUAGCAGCAACGGCUAUGGCGGAGGCGGUGGUGGUUACGGAGGCGGCUCCAACGGCUACGGUGGAGGUGGAGGUGGCUAUGGCGGCGGUGGCUACGGCGGCGGCGGCGGCGAUCGCAUGUCCAACCUGGGCGCGGGCCUGCAGAAGCAAAACUGGGAUAUGAACUCUCUUCCCAAGUUCGAGAAGUCUUUCUACAAAGAGCACCCCGAGGUCGCUGCCCGGUCUUCCGCCGAGGUCGAAAAGUUCCGAAGAGACCACUCCAUCGCCAUCCAUGGCAACGACGUUCCCAAGCCUGUUGAGACGUUUGACGAGGCCGGGUUCCCGAGAUACGUUAUGGACGAGGUCAAGGCCCAGGGAUUCCCCGCGCCCACUGCUAUUCAGUCGCAAGGUUGGCCCAUGGCCCUCUCUGGUCGUGAUGUCGUCGGUAUUGCUGAGACGGGUUCGGGCAAGACACUUACCUAUUGUCUUCCUGCCAUCGUUCACAUCAACGCCCAGCCUCUCUUGGCUCCCGGCGAUGGUCCUAUCGUCCUGGUCCUCGCCCCCACCCGAGAGUUGGCCGUUCAGAUCCAGCAGGAGAUGAGCAAAUUCGGCAAGUCCUCCCGCAUUCGCAACACCUGCGUCUACGGUGGUGUGCCAAAGGGCCCUCAGAUUCGUGACCUCUCCCGCGGCGUGGAAGUCUGCAUUGCGACCCCUGGUCGUCUGAUCGAUAUGCUCGAGGCUGGAAAGACCAACCUGCGCCGUGUCACGUACCUGGUGCUUGACGAGGCAGACCGCAUGCUGGAUAUGGGUUUUGAGCCCCAGAUCCGCAAGAUUAUCAGCCAGAUCCGGCCUGAUCGUCAAACUCUCAUGUGGUCUGCCACCUGGCCCAAGGAGGUCCGCGCCCUCGCCAAGGACUUCCUUAACGACUUCAUUCAGGUGAACAUUGGUUCCAUGGACCUCUCUGCCAACCACCGUAUCACCCAGAUUGUCGAGGUUUGCAACGAGUCUGAGAAGCGUGACAAGAUGAUUCGUCAUCUGGAGAAGAUCAUGGACGACAAGGAUAACAAGAUCCUCAUCUUCACUGGCACGAAGCGUGUCGCCGAUGAGAUCACUCGUUUCCUCCGCCAGGACGGCUGGCCUGCACUGUCCAUUCACGGUGACAAGCAGCAGAACGAGCGUGACUGGGUUCUCGACCAGUUUAAGACUGGCAAGAGCCCUAUCAUGGUGGCUACUGACGUGGCUUCCCGUGGUAUUGAUGUGCGCAACAUUACUCAUGUGCUCAACCUUGACUACCCGAACAACUCGGAGGAUUAUAUCCACCGUAUUGGUCGUACUGGUCGUGCUGGCCAGAAGGGUACCGCCAUUACCUUCUUUACCACUGACAAUUCCAAGCAGGCUCGUGACCUUGUUAGCGUGCUCCAGGAGGCCAAGCAGCAGAUCGACCCUCGCCUAGCUGAGAUGGCUCGCUACGGCGGCGGCGGCGGCGGCGGCGGCGGCCGUUACGGUGGCUACAGAGGCCGCGGUGGCCAUGGGCGUGGCGGCGGUGGCUAUAGGGGAGGCGCCAAUGCCAUUCCCAUGGGCAACAGCCGUUGGUAAACCGUCUCGCCACCUGAUGACUGUCUCGACAGUCGACAAAAUGGUCAUCCCCAGCCUGCUUCUAAGGCCUUUCUAGAAUUUCAACGGAGGCAUCCGUCCAGCACAGUCACGGCGUUCUUGUAGAAUGGUUCAAGGGGGGUUGGUUGUCUAGACGCUGGCACUUUUUUUUUCACUUUUUCUUUUUGCUUUACUAACCCGGUAAUUCCAAGUGUAUUGUUGUCAUUUUCUUUGUCAUUACGCGUUGCUGUAAGUAAGUACCUGAAGGAAAGAGGUAAGGAAGGGGUUUUCGGGCUCAAAGAGUUUCGCCCUUCACUUACCCAGGUACCUACGCAGGAAAGAUGCGCAUGCGCUGUUCUAUCUCGAAGGCAAGGGACGAAAAGUUAUUGGUCUUUGGUUCGAUCUGCUGCGAUCAACCGAAAUAGAGCUUCGGCUGCAGCAGCCACACUUCUUCUCAUGAGCUAGAUCACAGCCACCUCCAUACCUUUUUGAGGAUGGGCAUCAUUGAUAGGACACUGUCAGUUUUGAGACUCGACCUCUAUGGUUGAGCCUCCUGGAGUCUGAACUGAGAUAUCGAUCUGAAUGAUUGAGAGAGAAAGAAGUAAAGGAGGGAGGCAGCAAGAAAAUGUAGACUUCAA